This is a messenger RNA of Limanda limanda (common dab), 2297 nucleotides long. RefSeq names its product glycerophosphodiester phosphodiesterase domain containing 3a (gene gdpd3a). The transcript has 11 exons. Bases 211 to 1158 code for a protein of 315 amino acids. Lineage: Eukaryota; Metazoa; Chordata; Actinopteri; Pleuronectiformes; Pleuronectidae. Gene Ontology annotation, molecular function: phosphatidylcholine lysophospholipase A1 activity; phosphoric diester hydrolase activity. The record is from RefSeq and is a predicted model, not a curated record. Gene Ontology annotation, cellular component: endoplasmic reticulum membrane. Gene Ontology annotation, biological process: glycerophospholipid catabolic process.
CGUCCAGUUUCUUCUUAUCUCCUAAAGAAGAAAGCAGGUUGUCUUCGGUCAAGCGUCUGCAUCUGUUCCCUGACAGUGGGGGGGUUUGUUGGGGAGCAACCUUAAGGGCUUGGUCACACUUGACAGUUUUCCUCAGCUGAUAGUGAACAUCCAACAUCCACAGGAGGGAUCUUCCAGACUUUUACCGGCUCCCAUUUUUUUAGUGGCAGAAUGAGCGGGUUUUUGUAUUUUGUCCUCCCGGCGUUGGGAGGAUACACACUCACCUCGUUGUACCUGCUGAAGAACCCACACAUUCUCCACAGGAAGAAACGCACGGCCUUUGACUGCAAACACAUCUCACACAGAGGAGGAUGUGGGGAGAGGCUAGAAAGCACCAUGGAGGCGUUCACACAUGCGGUGGAGCAGGGCACAGAGAUGCUGGAGCUGGACUGUCACCUGACACAUGACGGACACGUGGUGGUGUCACAUGAUGAGAACCUGCUGAGGCAGACGGGACACGAUGUCACCAUCUCCUCCCUCGAUCUGCAGGAUUUGCCUUUGUAUAAGGAGAAACUAGAGGUGACAUUUUAUGCAGGUCACUACAGCAGCGGUGAGGACAGGAAGUUUUCUCUGCUUGAGGACGUGUUUAGGAAGUUUCCUGACAAGCCCGUCAGCGUCGAGAUCAAGGAGAACAACAAGCAGCUGAUAGAAAAGGUGUCCGACCUGGUGAGGAACUACAACAGGGAGGAGAUCACGCUCUGGGCCUCUGUGAACUCCAGCAUCAUGAAGGAAUGCCAAAGAACGAACAGCUCCAUGCCGUACAGCUUCUCUAUGACCCGAGGCCUGCAGCUGCUGCUCCUCUUCUACAGCGGCCUGCUGCCCUUUGUGCCGCUGGGCGAGAGUCUGCUGCAGUUCUACCUGCCACGCAUCUUCAACAGGACGUUCAUUCCUGAGCAACGCAUCCUGAGGAACAGGCUGGUCGUCUCUUUGAUAGAAAAAGUAACUAUGAGGAGGAGUCUUUUUAAACACCUGGCUGCCCGUGGAAUUCAGGUGCAUCUGUUUGUUUGCAAUGAAGAUGAGGACAUAAAGGCUGCACUUGAUGUAGGAGCCACAGGCGUGAUGAGUGAUUAUCCCUCCGUUCUAUCACGAUACCUCAGCAGACACAGAAGUGAGGAUUGACCUGGGAACACAUCCGGUCAUGAUCACUCGGCUGCUUUUCUGAGGGGGGAAAAGGAAAAGCAGAGAAAUGUAAGAAGUGUGAGACUGAGUUCCUCACCCAUGAAUAGAUUUGUCAAAAGGCUGUUCAACCCUCGAACCUCAAUCGUUGGUGAUGGAAUAACGUGUUAGUAGUGCCAUCUGCUAUCAGUUCAUUUCUUUGUCCUCCGCCCACGUCUUUCAGACAGAGCCCAAUGUUCAAACAUGCAGCAACUGAUUUGUCUCUGCAGCAUAUCUACCAGCGCUGGAGUGAAUGUUUAACCAGCUGGACCAUGUCAUCCAACAUCCAGUUUCUCAUGAUAAGAGAGUAAACAUGACUUUGUUGUGACUGUGUCUCAUGUGAUUUUCUGACUUUGUGUGAUUGGUUUGAGUAAGUGCUGAUUUUCAGAAAUAAAGUAUGUGGGACAGUUCACUUGGAGUUAUGCUGUUCUACGUAUUUUUGUGGUAUUAAGUUGAAAAGAAGAUGAACAUGAGGCCACGGUCAAAGUCCAUUAAUAAUCAACCAAGCUGUUAGUGAAACAAAGGCUGUAUUUUUCUGACCUAUUUGUCUGUGCCUUGCAGUGUGACGAGUGAGUUAAUGGAAUAUACUGUAAGUGGAUCAGUGCAGACUAAGGCCUUUGAUCCAAAGAGCAAAGGUUUGAAUAAGUGACCCAGCAGAGAAAAUUAGGUCUUUGUGAUAAUACAGUCUGCGAUAUAACAUAAUACAGCGACCUCUGAGGACAUGGGGGGCAUGUCUCCAGCAUAUAUGUCACCUUGCAGUUUGCAGUAACUUGCAGUUACUUUAAAAUAACUUAGUAACUUAAGAAGGCUUUGGUAUUAUUCACCAGGAAAAGUAAAUACUUUCCAAUAGAGUUUACUUGUUGAUUAACUGUUGAGAUAAAAUUGGAAACUGUUCAUGUUUGUCUUUCUCUUCUCUGACUGCAAGCUGUGGAUCUAUUGGACAACUUUGUUCACUGAAUUAAUAAUUGAUUAAUUGACUAAACAGACUGAUAACGAUGAGGUAAUGAAAAUGAUCAUAACCUGCAGCUCAACUUAUCAAACAUGUACAAACAGAGAUAAAAUGUACACAACAUGUAAUCAGACGAUUAAAUUAAUCAAUCAAA